AUGACAGGGGACGUGUCGGGUGUUAGGGACACUCGUGAUGUUAGCGCGGAAAUUAAUCAAGCCUUGGAAUCAAAGUUUGUAAAAGCAAUUGUGUUGGAAAUAGACAGUGGAGGGGGUAGUGUUGACGGUACAGAAGAAUUGGCUGGUGUUGUGGCUAAUGCUGAUAAACCUGUUAUUGUGUGGGGUGACGGAUUGAUUGCUUCGGCUGCCUACUGGGUAGCCAGUCAAGCGGACUAUAUUAUGAUGUCCAGUGCCACUACUUCGGAAGUAGGAAGUAUUGGUGUGUAUUCUAUUUAUGCUAAUUAUUCAGGGUAUUUGGAAAAAGAAGGCGUUGAUAUGCGAAUACUCCGCAGUACUGGAAGCAGUGACAAGGUCGCGCUAAACCCUAUAGAAGAACCAAGUCAGGAAGCGAUUGAUGUAGAAGUCGCUCAAAUGGACGUGAUUUUAGGAACUUUUACCAAGGCAGUCCGUGGUGCGCGUGCCGAAAAAUUGACAAAUGCACAAAAUCAAGACAUUGAUGUUUUUACAGGAAAGGUGUUUAAUGCGAGUGAAGGCAUUGAAUUAGGUUUAGUGGAUAGCAUCGGCACAUUAGACGAUGCUAUCUUUUUAGCAGUUGACAUGGCUGCGGAUAAAUUUUCAGAUAAUC
Molecule: messenger RNA, 646 nt
Organism: Sycon ciliatum
Lineage: Eukaryota; Metazoa; Porifera; Calcarea; Leucosolenida; Sycettidae
Product: protease 4-like
Exons: 1
Biological process (GO): proteolysis
Molecular function (GO): peptidase activity
Source: RefSeq, a predicted model, not a curated record